AUGAUGGAGUCUGCUUCAUUCUUCAAUCAUAGUGAAAAAUCUGAUAUUUUUGAGAAAAGUCAAAAUAAUACAAUGAAUGGGAAUCUUACGAGGAAAAGUUUUGACUAUGAUAUUAGAGGUUUAACUAAUAGAAGGCAUAUUAGUGAUGCUACUAAUUCUUUAGGUUUCAUGACUAAUGUUAGUGGUGAAGAAACUAUUUCCCAACUUAUGAAUGCUUGUAAAGGUCCUUUAAAGAAAUUAGCAAGACAUUGUUUUAAGAAGCUGCGAUCUACUAUUAGGCAAACUCAAGAUGAUAGAAUCAAUAAAAAAAGGGAGCCUGAUGUAAUGGAUGAGUUUGUUGAGGUAGGAAAUGGGAAGAGAAAAAGAAGAGUUGUUUCUGAGUCCUAUUUGGUCCCUAGUAAACUUAGAAAAUUCGAUUUGAAUGGAUUUAAACGGGCAACUAAUGAAGGUACUAAUAUUAAAGAUACGAAUCUUGAAAAUUAUUCCACAAGGAGUGGUUCUGUUUCAGCACAAAAUUCUGUGAGGAGAGAUCCCUUUAACUGGGAAGCACCUGCACAUUUGCAAAGCAAUGAACAUCAUAUCAAAUAUAUUCCAAAUGCCAGUAGUGAUAACAAGAACAUAAAUUAUGGUACAUCAUUUGUAAAAAGAGAUAGAACAAAAAGUAGGGGGAUAGGGAAGUCAAGUACUACUUCGAUGGAUCAAAUAGAGUAUCUAAGAAGCAUAUUUAGGGGAGAAUAUGAAAUUCCCCAGAUAUUGAAAGAUGAAAGACAACAUCAAUUAGAACUAUUAGAUGAGGAUAAGGAACAAUAUAUUGGGCUUAAAAAAAAUGUUGUAAAUUUAACAGAAAAGAUUAAAAGGGUCCUCUCAGACUAUAAAGAAAAUGAAUUCAAAGAUGACUUGAUAAUAGUUAAAGAGCAAACAGUUGAUCCCUUGGAGAAGAAACGUCGUGACAUUUAUAAGGAAUACUUCUCAGUGAAGGAAUCAUUUUUAGAAUUCAUUAAUAAAUUUGAAACGUAUAAAGAACUUCUUGACAAACGUGAAAAGAUCAAACAAGAGAUCAAGGAUAGAAGAGCCAAAGAACAGCAAAAAGAUUUGAUUCCUAAAUUAUCAAAGGAGGAAAUUGAUAGAAUUAACAAGAUUUUGAAUAAAAAUGGCAAUGAUAUUUUGGCUAAAUAUAAAACUUUAGAAAUAACAUUACGUGAUUAUAAGACAUUAGGCCCUAAAAGAUGGCUAAAUGAUACAAUCAUAGAAUUUUUUAUGCAAAAAAUCGAAGAAAUAAGUCCCAAAACAGUAGCGUUUAAUUCAUUUUUCUACACUAGCUUGUCUGAACGUGGUUAUCAAGGUGUGAGAAGAUGGAUGAAAAGAAAAAAGGUACAGAUUACAGAUCUUAAUAAGAUAUUUGUUCCAAUUAACUUAAAUCAAUCUCAUUGGGCAUUGGGAAUGAUUGAUAUCCCACGUAAGAGAAUAAUAUAUGCAGACUCAUUAUCCCAUGGCCCUAACGCUAUGAGUUUUGCGAUUUUAAGUGACUUGAAAAACUAUGUUGUCGAAGAAAGUAAAAAUGCGAUCGGUGAAGAUUUCGAUUUAUCUCAUAUCGACUGUCCUCAACAACCUAAUGGUUUUGAUUGUGGUAUUUUUGUAUGUAUGAAUACAUUAUACUUGAGCCAAGAUUCUGCAUUGACAUUCAAAAGUGAUGAUGCUCCUAGGAUGAGAUCAUACAUUUCGCAUUUAAUAAUAUCAACUCCUAAUAAAACUUAA
Vanderwaltozyma polyspora DSM 70294 is the source of this 1755-nucleotide messenger RNA. RefSeq lists its product as uncharacterized. Gene Ontology annotation, cellular component: nucleus. The transcript has a single exon. Lineage: Eukaryota; Fungi; Ascomycota; Saccharomycetes; Saccharomycetales; Saccharomycetaceae. Bases 1 to 1755 code for a protein of 584 amino acids. The record is from RefSeq and is a predicted model, not a curated record. Gene Ontology annotation, molecular function: deSUMOylase activity. Gene Ontology annotation, biological process: protein desumoylation.